Molecule: messenger RNA, 1090 nt
Organism: Nelumbo nucifera (sacred lotus)
Lineage: Eukaryota; Viridiplantae; Streptophyta; Magnoliopsida; Proteales; Nelumbonaceae
Product: dynein light chain 1, cytoplasmic-like
Biological process (GO): microtubule-based process
Cellular component (GO): cytoplasmic dynein complex
Molecular function (GO): dynein intermediate chain binding
Source: RefSeq, a predicted model, not a curated record
ACGUAUUUAGAGAAAUUAAAUCUAGAAAUAAGCAAAGGGUAAAUCAACAAUAAAAAAACGGAAAACUGUCUCCCUUCUCCAACCAAUGCCCCGUCGGUAAGGAACUGAAAGUCUGAAACACAAAUAGAGAGAGAGAGAGAGAGCUACACUCAGAGAAGGGUUGCUGGUAGUUGGCCUCUUCUUUCUUUUCUUCUGCAUUCAUUCGUUUCUUCUCUUUCGCUUUAUUCCUUUUCUUCGCUUUUGUGUUUCUUUUGAAUGACCGAAGGCAAGGAUAAUGGUGUGUGUCGAUGGAGAGGAAGAGGUAAGAGGGAAUCAAAUGGAGGGAGCUGAGGAAGAACUAGAGAGGAGGAGCCGGUUCUUAAGCAGUCUAAUACAGAAGAAGAAAGCGCUUGACCAAAAAGAGCACAAAGAGAAGAAUGAGAGGUUCAGCAUUCAAGUCAGGGCCUCGGACAUGCCUGUUGCUUUACAAGACCGAGCCUUUCGCUGUGCCAAGGAAUCCCUCGACUCCAUGCCCAAAAAGCUUGACAGCAAACGCCUUGCUCUUGCCCUUAAGAAGGAGUUUGACACAUCGUAUGGUCCAGCUUGGCAUUGCAUUGUAGGGACAAGCUUCGGUUCAUAUGUCACACAUUCUCUAGGAGGUUUCUUGUACUUCUCCAUUGACAAGAUCUACAUCCUUCUCUUCAGGACUGCUGUUGAACCUUUAGACCAAUGAAAUUACUCAGCAUCAUCAUCCAAGCCUCAUCCCAAGUAUAUGGAGUUGGCUAGAGUGCUAGACCAAUGAAAUUACCACGAACUUAAAUUCUACAAGCACAUAUGCAAGAAUAGACCCAUAAGGUUUAUUAACACGUAAAAUUAUGAAACUGCGUUAAGAUAUCAUCAUGUCUUAUUUGCUUUACCAUUCCAUGGAGGGUGAAGUCCUGAAACACAUUCUAGAACCUUAGAUCACUAGCACAUACUCCAUUUUGCAACUCAGUGCUUUGUUGUGAUGGUGGUACAUCAUAAUAUAAACUUUAAAUUCACUCUACAACUGUGUGUUCCGUGAUGCAAUAUUGGCUUCUCACGGGGCAAGUUCUUAGUUGCUUGGUCUGCA